Messenger RNA from Cutaneotrichosporon cavernicola, 5046 nucleotides. RefSeq lists its product as uncharacterized. Gene Ontology annotation, biological process: endosomal vesicle fusion; protein targeting to vacuole. The record is from RefSeq and is a predicted model, not a curated record. The transcript has 5 exons. Lineage: Eukaryota; Fungi; Basidiomycota; Tremellomycetes; Trichosporonales; Trichosporonaceae. Gene Ontology annotation, cellular component: HOPS complex; late endosome. Gene Ontology annotation, molecular function: protein binding. Bases 1 to 5046 code for a protein of 1681 amino acids.
AUGUCCAAACCCACUUCCCCACAACAACGACCAACACGGACAGUCUCCAACGCUUCCUCGGGUGAUCGCACAAUUCGCCCCCGCCACCUCAGCACCUCGAGCGGCGGCAGUGACGAGCCCGCCCUUGACGAAUCCGCCCUUACUGAGGACGCGAACCUGCCGGACGACACGGCCGACACACGCACACCGGCUCAACCACCAUGGGCCGCCGACUCAUGGGGUGACACCGAGUUGCGAGACCACCCACCACCCUUCUGGCGCCAGGCCAGCGACCAAGGAUUCAACGAGAAUGAGGAUUCAGAACAGGGCCCAAGCGACUAUUGGCGCCGUCCCUCACCGCCCCUUUCACCGGAACUGUCGACCGGGUCCACCGAUCCAUGGUUACGAUACCAGCCAGAUACGGGCACACCAGAAAGCGAGGAUGAGCACCAAGAUACCGCAGAGUAUUCCAAGCGUCUGGAGCAGGUGUUGUCGCUCGCCGACCAGUCACCAACGCCUUCGCCGACCCGACGGCGCGAUCGCAAUCGUGCAAUGUUCCUGGCUGAUGGAGAUGAUUCGGGUGACGAUGAUCCGUCGAGCUAUCUUCAGAGCGGCCAGGGCUACGACGAGGCCGUCCGCAAUGUGCUGCUCGACAGUGGAGAGGCGGUCGAUACGCUGUCUGUCGAGAAGGAGGAAGACGAGUUUGGCGCGUUGCCGGUGCACUCGAGGGGGGAAUCCUCCAUGCGAACCCCUUCCACAACAUCACUCUCUGCGUCCGUUCAGGAGAGGAUACAGUCGCCCAUGCGCGCUAGCCCCUCUGGCCCUUCGCGAUCCUACAUCCACCCUUCGGUGUCAAGGUUGCGAUCGCAACCCCACACCCGCAACACCUCUACAUCUACCCACUUGACGGCAUCGAGCCUUGCCAAUCACACACGUCUCCCAAGCCACUUUUCGCAGGUGUCCCUCUCUCGCUCGGACUCGAUUUCAACCACGUCAUUAGCCGGCCCGUCCCGCCCUUUGGCUUCGGCGCUGGAAUCACCGCCUGUCGCCGAGGACAUGAAAGGCCCAGCGUUCACGUUCCACCCCCUGCGCCACCUGUCUGCGCACCUGUUUAAUCGGGCCAGAGACCGAGACCGAGAAAAUGGCGCCUCAUCGCCUACCCCACGCCCGUCCCCAUCCAAGCGGACAGGGUCUGUCCUCGGCCUUUCCUUGGGGAGAGGAGUAGGCGAGGCACCUUCUCCACCGCCAACGGAGAGGAGUCUGGGCACUCCCACGGUCAUGGACACGAACGGUAUGAUAGCUGUCGGCACGCAGGGUGGUUACGUGGUGGUAUAUGGCUUCAACCAGGAGGUGCGAAGCGUCUUGGGCAAUGAGGCGACUGUUCUGUCUGGGCCGGUUACCGCAGUGACCGUCUGCCCGGAUCAGACCUGGAUCGGCGUAGGUCACGCGAGCGGCAACAUCUUCCUCUGGGACCUGUCACAUCCGUCAAAGCCGAGCCGCACAUGUCUCGCAGUGGCUUUGGCGCAAGUCCUCUCUGGUCGUAAGGAAGGCCACCUGCAAGGGUCUCGGAUUAUCCACAUUGGCUUCGUCGGCAAGCGCCACACUUCCAUCGUCACUGCCGACGAGGAGGGUAGGGCGUUCUGGUUCAGUCUGGGCCGUGUGAUGGGGGUUGACAGUAAUGACGUUGUUCGGAUGCUGGGCUCGUAUCCCGAGCGGGAGCACGAACGACCAGAGCGUCCGCUUGACUCUGCAAGGAAUGAAGGGGAGACGUCGGCGCCCAGCUCUAUCCGGUCUCAGCCGGUCAAGAAGCCCACAACACUGUUUGCGGCAUUACCUCUCCCUCACGGUGCAGCUCCUCACGCGACAGACGAGUUCCACGUCACAGCGCUCCUCACGCCUGUCAAACUUGUUGUUGUUGGUAUGAAGCCCUCCGCCAAGACAUGGUUCCGCAAGAUGCGCGACACGGCCGGUGGCGAUUGCGGAGGAUUUGUUGGCUGUGCGGUAUGGCUCAAGUCCGGAGAGGUCACUGCAGGAACCGCAACGUCGCCCCCGUCCGACCCCGUCCUCGCGUACUCGUGGGGCACGUCACUGCGCUUCCUCCGCGUUCGUGUGUCCGUCACCGAGCUGCUGGAACGGUCGCAACGCGCCAGCAAGAAUGACAAGAAGCCUGCGCAGAUAAAAUCACCAGAGUUCAUUGAGGGCCGUCGUUGGGAAGCUCCGAACCCCAUCCAGUCUCUUCACUGGUUUGACUCAGACCAUCUUUUGAUCAUCACCAACGAGGAGCUGCUCUUGAUCAACGUCCGUACGAUGAAGGCCAUCGAGAACACUCCGCUCCAGACGAAGCUUCUCACCUCGCAAGACUUCUACUCUGGUCUCAGCAUCCGCAAGGCCGACAUCGACGCUGUGCCGAACACCAUCGCCAGCAGCGCGCGAACCUUCCGCGAGAAGCUUUUCCUCCUCACCAAGGCCAAUGUCCAGGUUGGCACUCUGCAGCACUGGAACGAUCGCGUCUUGGCAAACGUCCACAAGGGGGACUUCCUCGCCGCCAUCAACCUGGCACUGGCGUACUACGAAGGCCGAGCUGCAGGCAACACGAUCGGCCUACCAGAAGAGCCCGGUGCCCGGCGCGACGUAGUCGGCACCCGUGUUCGCGAACUGAUGCGAGCCUCCCUCGACUGGGCGUUUUCUGAGGAACGCAUGCACGACGACACGCACUUCAGUGCCGAUGGCCGAGGGGUGGACCUCACUUCACUCUUUGAGGGCCUGGCGACGGCCUGCAUCGACGCGUGCUUGGCCAUGCACGACUCCGAAUUCCUCUUCGACGAGGCGUACGAGCACUUUGCCAACGUGGGCAUCCAGAACAUCUUCCUGGCCCGCCUCGAGGGAUACAUCUUUGAGGACCGCGUGUCUGAGGUGCCGCCAAACGUCGUUCAGGCCAUGAUCUCCAUGCACGACAUCCAGGGCGAGUACGGCCUGGCGGAGGCCAUUAUUUGGCAUAUUGCUCCCAACUCGCUCGACAUCAACCAGGCUGUCACGCUGUGCGAGGAGCAUGGGUUGUGGGACGCCCUCAUCCACGUCUACACUCAAGCCAUGGGCGACUAUGCUGCCCCGAUUGUCAAGCUCAUUGGCAUCGUGUGUGACAUCCAGCGUGCUCGUCGCGAACGCCCCAGCCUCGUCGGCGACAGCGUCGACCGAUCAGAUGUGGAGGAAGAGCUGGCACCGGACGCUUACAAGCUCUACGCUUACGUUGCGAACGUUCUCUCUGGCCUCUGGUACCCGUCCGGCGAGCAGAUGCGGGAGAGUGAGGCGGCGUCGGCUAGGACCGCCGCGUAUAGCCUGCUCUUCUCUGAUCGCACGGUCGAAUGGCCCCAAGGCUCAAACGACCUCGUGCUCACCGAUCAGAGUGACUCGGGAGGCUUUGAACCAGCGUACCCAUACUUGCGGCUGCUCCUGCAGUUCGACACAGAGGCGUUCCUCCACGCGAUGGACUUGGCGUUCGAGGACCCGUAUCUCAACGACCCGUCCCGCGCAAUUAACCGGCAAACGAUCAUCAACCUCAUGCUCGACGUAAUGGACGACGGCUUCCACUCGAGCGACGUGACGUUCCUUCACAUCUUUGUUGCGCGCAACCUGCCAAAGUACCCUCAGUUCAUCUUCAUUCCGCCAUCAACAUCACAUCGCAUCCUUGUGAGCCUGGCCUCCGACCCCGACCAGUCGACGCGCGAGGACAGGCAGCUCGCGGCCGAGUACCUCCUCUCAGCAUACACGCCUCACGAUGCCGACGAAAUGUUGGGCCGCUUCGAGCAGGCAGGCUUCUUCCGCAUCCUGCGUGCGGCGUGCAGGCGCGACCGGAAAUGGGGUGCGCUAAUCGACACGCUGUUGAGGGACCCAGACGCAGACGACGGUGUUUUCACUAGCCUCGACGAGAUCAUCACGGUUUCCAAGACUUCUCUUGGCAUUGUCCCGGACGAGGUGUUGACCGCUGCGUCCAACGCGCUGCCUCACCUCUUCGACCUUAGUGUGCGCCAGACGGCUCUUCUCCUCGACCGGUCUCUGCCGUCCCUCCACGAGUCGGCGAUCAAGGCGCUUGACGGAUCUGAGCACAAGCAGGCAGCGUAUCUACGCUGUCUGCUUGACCCGAAGGCUGACGAGAACGAGAGCGACGACGGGCAGGAAGAUGACGGCGUGAUCUUGCAGCCAUCCAAACACCUCCACAACAGCGCUCGUCACAAGUACGUGUCGCUCCUGGCACAGCAGGACCCAUCCGCGAUCCUCCCGUUCCUUGACGAGCAAGGCAAGGCAGCGUUCGACCUGCCUCUCCUGGCGGAGCAAUUCGAGAUGGCCGGCGUUCCCGAAGGUCAGCUGUGGGCGCUUGACCGCAACGGCCAACGCAAGGAAACGUUCGAGACGAUCGACUCAGUCCUUGCCUCACGCGGCGCCGAUCUCGCCGAGGGCAUCCACCGGCACUCAGAGGGCGACAUCCACGCGUCACUAGCGACGCUCUCCAGCGUAGCGCAUAUGGCCAUUCGGCUGUGCCAGGAGCACUCAGGCGAGAGUAGCGACGCUGAGGACAUGUGGUUCGGCGUGCUCCACUCGAUCACCGAGCUCGUACACUCAGUGUCGGCCCUCAAGCAAGACGACCUGGGAUCGUCAGCGCUCGAGACACUGCGUGGCCUCGUCCAGGACACGCUGCAGGCACUGCUAUCGACGUCCUCAGCGCACCUCUCGUUUGCGCGGCUGUUCAAGCGCCUCGUCGAAGCCGCACCGACUGGCAAGGGCAAGGGCAAGGGCAAGAAAGGCGGAGCACGCGCAUACUCCGAGUUCCGCGCGAUAUUGUCCGGCAUGCUUGACUCGUUCCGACAGGACACGGACGUGCUGUCCUUGAGCAUCCGGCUUGUGGACGCGGACAUGUUCGAGCUGCUGGGCGAGAAGGUGGCGAAGAGCCAGGCGGGCUGGAGCCCACACUCAUCAACUUGCGCACUGUGCAACAAGGCUCUCUGGAAGGCGGGGGAUAAGGUGGACGUGCGUGCAGAUGGGAGCGCGGUACACGUCGCCUGCAGCAACUAG